AUCCAUUGGGAUUUCUUUGUUUUUUUUGAAUGGAACUUCGACCAGUUCCAUUCAUGUUCUAUAUUUAUUCAAUACAUAUUCAAGCUGCUUUGAGAUUAAUAAAUCAACCAUAACAUGCAAAUAAGUCCUAUUGUGCAAUGGGCCUACAUCAUUAUUAGGCUACUGUUCAUUAGGAGAAAUACUGGGCAGAAAAUACUAACUUAGAAUACUGCUUUUAAAUUGACCCAAGUGGAUAUAACAAAACAAGCAAGUUUGUAACAUAUAGUUAAAAACAAAGGUAUUUGUAGCCGCACUAACCAUGCAAGAACAAGAUGUACUUUCGAAAGCAGCAGCUAGACCAGUUCAAACCUGGAUUAACCUCUGGAAGCCUGAAAUAUCAGAGUUAAUCCUUGAUCUUGUUAAGGCAUGUGGCAAUGAAGACGAAGUGAAGCAAGUGAGAGCCUGGUUAUACGAUCCUAGUACGAUUCCUACGACAGGCUUUACAAUUGCUGUAACCAUUUUAAUGAUGGGCGACUAUUUAAUUAGCGACGACAUUUCGACUAUCAGAAUGUGUUUUGGUAAAUUUAUGAACCAGAUUCCGCUUCUGCCAGUUAUCAAGAUGUUAAUCAUUAAAGAGGUGGAUGUUACUGAAAAAGAGAAGAUCGCAGAAAGGUACAUAAGAGAAGUACUGGAGGAUGCAAAAUACAAAGAUAAUCUACAAUUAGCUUAUGACAAAUGGGAAGAAACAAAAGCAGAUCAAGUAAAAGUGCUGAGAGAUAUUGCAGAUGAAAUGGUCAAAAGCAGACAGAGAGGACACAUUGCCAGUUUAGUCGGUUCGUCAGUGUCCGCCUUAGGAGCUGGAGUUGCUGUAGGAGUAACGGUAGCAGCAGCAAUUAUCCCUGGCGGCCUUUUAUUAGAAGGAGCAAUUGUAGCAGGUGCUUCUGCUGUCGGUAUUGCAGGAGGAGCUGCAAGUAUUGGAGCAUCAGUUGCUACGAGUAAUUUGGCAAGAAGAGCUGAGAAAAAGUCUGAGAAUGUGUUAAAAGCUCAAGCAAAGACCACCGAAGAUUUAAUAAAGCUGUUUAAAGAAUACAAGGAAAAAACAAAAAUCCACAUGGAGACAGUUAAACGGUUUGACGACGUCGUAGUGCGUUUCGAAAAGCUACAUGAAGACAGAGUGAGAGUAUCUAUUGGCAUAGGAGAUUCUGCCGAAGAAGUUCUCGGGUACGUCAAGUCUUUUAUACAAGGAAUAAAGUGGAUAAAAGGGAAGAAAACAAACAUUGUCAAAAUAGUUAUGUUAGGAGGAGGAAAGGAAAUAGCCAGAGUAAUUGGAGCCGCAGUACCCAAAGCUGCUCUAAAUGUGGCCGAUGAUGCUCUAGGAUGCGCUGGUCAAGUGUUAAGAAAAGGCGCUAGAGUCUUUGGCGUGGUUGCUGGUGUAGCUGUUAUUGGGUUUGAGGUAUACAAUAUCGUUAAUACAGCUAUGGAAGUGCAUAAAGGUUCACCUGAUAAGGCCGCUGAAGCCAUCAGAGAAGCUGCUAACGAACUGGAAAUGAGGACGCUGCCUGAACUGAAAGAUCUGAUCAUUCAGACGAAACUGGAAGCUGCGGAAGAAAGUGGAAUACAAGAGAUUACUGAGUAGAAUGUAAGUGGGAUCAGUAACGGCACUAGAGACUUCCCUAGGAGGGGUCCAAUAUCCACAACAGGUAAAAUAAAGGUAUACUAAUUGAAUUAUCGCAUAUGAAACCAAUUAUUGAUUUGAUCAUUGUAAUAAUAGAAUAGUUUAUGGAAAACAAUUGCCAUUCCGACAUUGAUAUAGAUAAUUUGAGUCGCUCCAAUUGCAGAUGACUUUGUCUUAUAAUAUAAGCUAAUAGAAACACGGCAGCAAUAGAUCCUGUAGGGGGCACGUGCCCCCCCCCCCCGUUUUGCCACAAAAUUUUAAAAUUUCAAGGCAUAUUGAAAUUAGCGCUCUCUCUUUCUAUUCUGAAUAUGUUGUGUGCCCCCCACCCACUCCCCGUUUGAAAAAUUCUGAAUCCGCCCCUGAAAGGAGGCUUUCAAUUGAUGAUGGGGAUUUUGGGUGGCUUCCAAUUAAGGUUAUUCAGGACAUUUUGAAAGCAAACUUUUCUGUAAUAUGUUUAGAUAAACAAGAUGGCUAUAAAUGUUUAACGGAAUUGAGCCUCGCUUCAAAUUAAUUCACAGUUUAAUCAAGACAUGGCGGUGGCAGAUCUAGGAACAAGAGGGGGUCAAGAGAGGGACUUUCACAGAUUAAUAAUAAAAAUAAUGCAAUAUAACUCAUAACUCACUUAUUAAAAGUAACAUGACACCAUGGUUGAGGCUGAGGUAAGAAAAUUUAUGAUUAUAGCACCUCUAGAUGGACGGAAAUGGCGCUUAAAAUUUGAGAAUUUUCGUUUCUUUCUAAUUUUUUUUACUCGACUCCGACACUGCAUGUGAGUGCAUACAUUUUUAUAUUGACUUAAUUUUUUAAUCUUUCUGCCUUGGCAAUGAUUCAAAUAAUGCUCAAUGGGUUAAGUGUUUUAAAGACCUGUUAUAUGAUUUAAAUAUUGAUUUUUGUUAUUGAGAAAAUCAUAUCAUAUCUUCAAGUGUACUAGAUUAAAUGAAUUUUUAAUGGCGCGCGGUUUAAAAUUUUAGGCCACAGGUCCCACAAGUCUGGAGGGCUGAAAUACAAGUUACAAUAGCGCACCAUCUUUCGGAUGAGACGUUUAAGCCGUUGGUCCCGUGUG
Molecule: messenger RNA, 2714 nt
Organism: Anneissia japonica
Lineage: Eukaryota; Metazoa; Echinodermata; Crinoidea; Comatulida; Comatulidae
Exons: 6
Coding region: 299-1615 (438 amino acids)
Biological process (GO): lipid transport; lipoprotein metabolic process
Cellular component (GO): membrane; extracellular region
Molecular function (GO): lipid binding
Source: RefSeq, a predicted model, not a curated record